This is a messenger RNA of Medioppia subpectinata, 434 nucleotides long. NCBI's taxonomy places the organism in Eukaryota, Metazoa, Arthropoda, Arachnida, Sarcoptiformes, Oppiidae. The record is from the annotation of a GenBank genome assembly.
GCGUAUACAUAGCGAACAUGCAGUCCGGGUCCAGCAGUUGGAAUUUUGCACAUCUAUUACAGAUAAGGUCUGCCAAUCGGCCCGAGCGCUAUGAUUACGGCGAUCCGGACACUAAUCUGGCCCGACAUGAGACCCCUGAGCCGCCACCGUAUGACUUGUCGGCCAUCAACUCAACACAUGUGGCCCUCAUAUAUACGGCCAACGAUUGGCUCAAUCCGUUGGACGACGUGCAACGGCUCAAAGAGCAUUUAAAAGUUAAAUUACUGGAUGACUAUCAAGUGCCGGAUGAGACGUGGAAUCAUAUGGAGCUGGUGUGGGCAGUAGAAACGGGACAGUUGGUCAACCCCCGUGUAUUAAAUAUAUUGAAAAAAGUGCAUGAUAAUGAAAAUGCUAUUGAUAAUACUAAAACUAAUAAUACCACUAAUAGGAUUGCU